This is a messenger RNA of Rana temporaria (common frog), 2673 nucleotides long. Its product is annotated as extracellular calcium-sensing receptor-like. Bases 1 to 2673 code for a protein of 890 amino acids. The record is from RefSeq and is a predicted model, not a curated record. The transcript is spliced from 7 exons. Gene Ontology annotation, biological process: G protein-coupled receptor signaling pathway. Gene Ontology annotation, molecular function: G protein-coupled receptor activity. NCBI's taxonomy places the organism in Eukaryota, Metazoa, Chordata, Amphibia, Anura, Ranidae. Gene Ontology annotation, cellular component: membrane.
AUGGCGCAGACCCGAGAAAGGGCAAUGACUCAUUUUUACAAGACGUUGUGGCACCUGACCAUCCACUAUCUCAUUCCGGUCUCUCACAGCAGCCAUCUUGGAUGUAGACUGAGUCUUUCAAACCUGCCGUUGAUUUAUGAGGCUGGUGACCUGUUGAUAGGAGCCAUAAUUCCCUUCCACACGGACAGAGUCUCCCCAACCAUAACUUUUACAGAGAUGCCUCCAGAGGAUGACUGCACAUGGUUCCUUUAUGAAACCUACCAGCAGUUCCAGGCAUUGAGGUUUGCAGUGGAGGAAGUCAAUGCAAACCCAGAUGUCCUCCCGAAUAUGACCUUGGGGUUCUAUGCCUACGACUCUUGUUCUGUAUUGCACAAAGAGCUGGAGGGAACACUGGGCAUGCUGACCGGACACAAUCAGGCAAUUCCAAAUUAUUCACGGCUUGGAAGACCUAUAGUCGCUGCCAUUCUCGGACACUCCAUGUCCACCUACUCUAUUCUCAUGGCUCAUAUCCUAGGACUGUACAGAUAUCCACAGAUAAGCCACUAUGCAACCAACGCUCUCCUUAGUGACCGCACAAAGUUCCCAUCAUUUUUUCGGACUGUCCCCAGUGAUUCUUUCCAGUCACAGGGUUUGGCUCAGCUGGUGCUACAUUUUGGUUGGACCUGGGUUGGUUUGGUGGCGAUGGGAAAUGACUAUGGACAGCAGGGGAUUCAGAUCAUUAAACAAGAGAUCCUUCAGGCUGGGGCUUGUGUGGCCUUCACCGAAGUCAUACUUCUCAAUCAGAUGGACAGAAAUGCGCCUUAUAUCUCAAAGGUCAUCAAACAGUCUACAGCAAAGGCUAUAAUCGUUUUCUCUAUUGAUGUCUUCUUUAUUCCCCUCCUGGAUGAGAUGGUGAAGAUGAACGUUACUGGGAAGGUCUUUAUAGCAAGUGAAGCCUGGUGCAUCUCAACCAUACUUUUAGUAGAUAAAUAUUCCUCUAUUCUCACUGGGUCUAUUGGAUUUUCUUUUCACAGCUCAACAAUCCCUGGAUUUAAGGAUUAUCUGAAGAAAGUCCAUCCUUCUGACCCUCUAGGGCAAACGGUAACUAAAAUAUUUUGGGAGAUGACCUUUGAUUGCAAGUUCCUUAAUAAAACAAAUAGAGAUUUCACUAAGAGUACCAAGUUUUGUAUGGGAAAUGAGACUCUCGAAACUAUUGAGAAUGCAUACACUGAUGUAUCCAAUCUGAGAACUUCAUACAAUAUUUACACAUCUGUUCAGGUUGCAGCUAAAUCCUUGCAUGACCUUCGAACGUGCCAGAAUGGGAAGGGGCCUUUCUCUAAUGGAGCUUGUGCCAGGCUUCAGAAUAUUAAACCUUGGCAGGUAAAUUGCUAUUCCGUGAUGACAAACACAAUGGUUCUGACCCACUAUGUCCAGAACACCAGAGUAAGAUUAAAAGAUAAAAGAGAGGUCUUCUUUGAUAAAAAUGGUGAUCUCCCAGCGGUGUACGAUAUUGUCAACUGGCAGAGAACUGAUGAUCAACUCAUAAAACAUGUUAAGGUUGGAAGCUAUGAUACAGCAUCCACUUAUGAAGACAUCCUGGCAAUCAACAGUAGUGCAAUAAUGUGGGCAUCUUCGGAGAACCAGGUUCCUUUGUCGGUCUGCAGUGAGAGCUGUCCUGCAGGGACAAGGAAGGCUGCAAUUAGAGGACAACCCGUCUGUUGCUAUCAGUGUGUCCCCUGUCCACCUGGAGAGAUCUCCAAUGAAACUGAUUCCUUUGACUGCUACAAAUGCCCAUGGGAUAUGUGGCCUAAUCAUGGAAAAGACAGGUGCCAUCCAAAAACGUUUGAAUUUCUUUCCUUUGAGGAGUCACUUGGUGCCACGCUUACUGGCUCCUCCAUCACCUCGUUCACAAUACCAUUGUCCAUUUUAGGCCUCUACCUUAAAAAGAAGAAUACUCCUAUUGUAAAAGCCAACAACUACACGCUAAGCUGUCUACUUCUGGUGUCACUUUCCUUUUGUUUCCUGUCAUCUUUGAUGUUUAUUGGCAAUCCCCAAUCUUUAAAGUGUUUUAUUCGCCAGGCCGCCUUUGGGAUGGUUUUUACUCUUUGCAUUUCCUGUGUUUUGGCCAAAACCCUUAUGGUGGUUGUCGCUUUUGUUGCCACAAAACCUGGAAGUAGCCUAUUAAAAUGGGCAAAACCUCAAGUGUCCUACACAAUAAUCCUUGGAUGUUCUCUCUUGCAGUUCAUCCUAUGCACUUCAUGGAUGUCUCUUGCACCUCCUUUUCAAGAAAAUAACAUUGACAUCUACCCAGGAGUCAUCAUUGUGGAGUGCAAUGAGGGCUCCCCAAUUGCCUUCUGGUGCAUGAUUGGUUAUCUUGGCCUCCUGGCCACCAUCAGCUUUCUUGUUGCCUUUUUGGCCAGAAGACUUCCUGAUAGUUUCAAUGAGACCAAAUUCAUCACUUUCAGCAUGUUGGCCUUCCUCAGUGUUUGGAUAUCCUUUAUCCCAGCCUCUCUUAGUGCAAGGGGAAAAUACACCAUUGCCAUGGAGGUCUUUGCUAUAAUAUUCUCUACUUGGGCUCUCGUCAUCUGUAUGUUCCUCCCUAAAUGUUUCAGUAUAUUAUUUCGGCCUGACAUGAACACCAGACAGUAUCUCCUGGGAAAACAGAGAAUAGAGAAUACAACGAACACAAGCUAG